Trichoderma aggressivum f. europaeum is the source of this 996-nucleotide messenger RNA. RefSeq lists its product as uncharacterized. The record is from RefSeq and is a predicted model, not a curated record. The transcript has a single exon. Lineage: Eukaryota; Fungi; Ascomycota; Sordariomycetes; Hypocreales; Hypocreaceae. Bases 1 to 996 code for a protein of 331 amino acids.
AUGGCGCCCAUCCUCCUCCCUCCAAACCAUCCCCCUCGCCGCUUCUACGCCGGCGGAGCGCAGAUAUCGGCCUUUCGUCAACUCCAAAGCCCCAUUGGCUCUCACGAGCCCGAAGACUGGGUUGCUUCCACAACAUGCUGCCGCGGCCAAGGAAAUGUCGGCAUGACCCGCUUGCCUGAUGGAACAAUGCUUGCUGAUGCCGUUGCCUCCGAGCCCGAGAAAUGGCUAGGGGCCGAACAUGUGGCCAAGUACGGACCGGACACAAAGCUGCUCGUCAAGCUGCUUGAUGCUGGACAGCGCCUCCCUGUUCAUGCACACCCUCACGUUGACUGGGCGUCGAAGCAUCUCCAGAGGAAGCAUGGAAAGGCCGAGGCGUGGUAUAUCCUCAUGCCGGGAUCCGUCUGGCUCGGCUUGACUGAAGAUGUCGACCCCAAGGAACUGCUGAAAAUCGUACAGGAGGAGAGAGGCACUGAGCUGCUGGACCGAAUGCAUAAAAUCGACGUCCAACCCCAUCAGACUGUCUAUGUUCCCCCCGGAGUCCUUCACGCAAUCGGCCCAAGCGUCAUGAUGGUCGAGGUUCAAGAGCCAGAAGACUUGUCUGUCCUUUGUGAAUGGAGUGGGUUCAGGAUUGAUGGCAAAGCAGAAGGUCAUCUUGGUCUUGGUUUCGAGACGGCGCUCACAGCUGUUGAGACGAGAGGGCGGACAAGAGAAGAAGCCAUGGCAUUGGUAACUGAAGCGAAAGUUGCCGAUAGUGUUUUCGUCGAGGAGUCGCAAGGUUACUUCCAGUUGGAGAGAGUCAUUGUCAAUGGACAGAGCCGAUGUCGACGCGGCUUUGCUAUUCUGGUCGUUCUCCAAGGCAAUGUGACUUUGAAGACGGAAUCUUCCGAGCUUUCGAUUUUGAAAAGAGGGUCAACGGUGGUGAUUCCAUAUGAGGAUGGGGAGUUUACUCUGGAGAGUGAGGAUGCAGAUGUUGCUAUUGCUCGACCACCUCAGUAG